This is a messenger RNA of Spodoptera frugiperda (fall armyworm), 4998 nucleotides long. Its product is annotated as histone acetyltransferase KAT6B. Lineage: Eukaryota; Metazoa; Arthropoda; Insecta; Lepidoptera; Noctuidae. Bases 97 to 2463 code for a protein of 788 amino acids. The record is from RefSeq and is a predicted model, not a curated record. The transcript has 7 exons.
UUUAAACUGACACAAACAGUUGAUCGCGCGCAGCCGCCGGACAAUCACUCCGGUGUAGUGAUCUAAUUGAGUUAUGCUUCAAUAAUCACGAUAACAAUGAUAGCGACACAGCUAAUUCUAAUUUCUUUUGUUAUUACCACCAAUGCACUAAGCAUAGGGACUGUGAGUGAACAAAAUGUGACAAAACGUGAAGCGAACCUAGGUGACCUGUUCCCGGAUUGGGUACCUUUCAAGAACAAACAUGGUGAGGAACUUGGAGAAUUCGUUCAGGUUGCUCGUAAACCUAAGAAGAGGUUAGCACCACCUGUUAACUUCGUGCUUAGAGCAGUAGCUGAAUCUGAAGGCGAUGACUACUUUGAAAAAGGCCAAGGUGAGAGCGAUAAUGAUGACUACUACGAAAAGAAAGAUUGGUCUGACAUCAAUAGGUCAGCGCCAUCCCAAGAACCAAGUAAACCUAAUGCCUUAAACCACACUGAAAUUUCCGAAAUAGACGGUGUUGUUAACAUAAUAACCCAAAAAGCACCAAAUACUGUCGUAGAAGCCCUUCAGAAAGCAAAACAGAAAGGUACCUCAGAGUUAAGCGAGAAAGAAGAAAAUCAAGCUUUUGAAAUAAGGGAGAGUGCUGAAGAAAGCAAAAUUCCCAGUAGCAGAAAGAAAGCAAGAAAUUAUGAAGACGAUCUUGACUACGAAGAAGGCAAUACGGAAAAACGGAAAUUAAUUGAGCCGAUAGAAGAAGACCAAAAUGAAAAUGAAGCCAAAAAAGCAAUUUUGGAUACUGUUGACGAGUUGAAAUUACGCCAUGCUAAGGAACAAGUGGCAAUAGCAGAAAAGGCUAAAGAAGAAGAAAUUUACAAAGAAGAACUUGAAAGGCAAAAGAUUCAAGCGCAGCUUUCUCCGGUAGAAAAUGAUAAAUAUGAUGAUAAGCCGAAAUCGAAAAAGAAGUAUCCAGACUACGACGAAUACGACGAGAAAUAUGUGUCACUUGAUGAAAAAUACAAGGUGAGCCCCGAAAGAACAAAACCAACGACCACACGAGUGCCGAAACGAACGAGCAAACUAAAGGAGAAGAAAGAAAAGAAGAUAGAAUCUGGCAAACUGUCUGUGUUCAAGAACCCUCAACUGUACAUAGUGUAUGACGAUGACAGCGAGGAAACAACCACUGUAAAGGCAAAAGCACGUCAAUCAAAUACUGCAAAACCAAAACAAAAUAAACCAGAAAAAUUCUCAGCUAAAUAUUCAGCAACGCCUGGUGUACCAGAUUUAGUAGAAGGUAAUGAAAGGAUUUCGCUAGUACCAGAAGAGAAGGAAGGCAAAGAAGGAGAACCAACGCUGUUCUUCCCUAAAAGGAGAAAGAACAAGAAGCGCAAGAAGCCCGCAGCUGAUUUAACUGACUCUACUUCUACUGCAACAACUGGUAAGGCGAUUAAACAAGAGAAGAAUAAGACUACUACAAAAGCCCCAGUAACUGAAGUUACAUCUAAGGAAACGACAGCUUCUGACAAUACAAGUACUGAAGUCACAGGAUCCGACACCACUGGUUCAGAUUCCAUAAUAGUUGAUACCACGGUUCAGACUGGGCCGUCAGGAACUGAUGCUGUGUCUACGAACAGUGAUGCGGUCACUGAUGCUGUACCAGCUUCCACUCAUCACCAUAAAGAGCCGGAGAAGAAAGAAGAGAAUUAUCAUCGGGAGAAGGGUGGUGGUAGGGAACAUCACUCUGAGCACGAAGAGGAACAUAGCGAAGAGGGCAAGAAGGCCUAUGAGGUGAAGACUUGGGCUGAAAGGAAAAAGUCAUUGAAUUCUAAUUGGAUUGCGCAGAAGCCAAAGCCCUGGUACUAUCUUUAUAUGGACGGUUUACAUAAAGAGACCAAAUCAGCGAAAGGAUAUCACGACAGAGAGAGCCACUCAGGAAAGUACGACGACCACGGAGGAAUCAACAAACACCAUGAGGAGGAAUCAGGACACUACGGAGAUCAUCAUCAUGAGGAACAUGGGAAAAAGCACGCGAAGUACGAGGAAUCGGGGAAACAUUCGAAAGGGCAUAGCACCAAGGGUAGCCACGACAUCCACAAGAAAGAAGAAUACGAGAAAAAAGUGGAAUUCUUCGAGGAGGAAGGUGACUCGGCCGAGGAGGAGAAACAUGGCGGAUUUAAUGAAGAACAUGGUCACUCGAAGGGCGGCCAUUUCAAGAACGGCAACUACAAUGCGGGCCACGAGGAGCACAAGAAGGGCGACUCCGGUCACUUCGCGAAAGGAGGUCAUUUGCACGUGUCUAAGGGACACAAAUCAGCGGCCGGUCACGAUGGCCAUUCGAAACAGAGCUCUGCCCACUUGGCGAAAAAUGGUAAAGAUGCGGGCAAAAAAUGGAUCUAUCAUCACGGUUAUCCACCCAAAACCGCGAACCUGGUCCUAAUUGACAGGAGAACGGACCAAAUGUACCACGGACCACAGUAUUACGGAUAAACCAAGGUUGUUUAGAAGACUAUCCGGCAGAAAUUGGUAACCGAUCUUAAUACAAAAACACUACAGUCAAUAAUCAAUGAAUUGAUCUAAGUUUGUGCGAAAUUCAAUACAAUUAACAUCAAAAAUUCUUUUUAAUCCAAAGAUCGGUUAUCCAUUUCGGCCGUCAGCGGUCUCAUCACUAGUUACUACUUUCAAUUUCUGCCAAAUAUCACCUGCACAAUGAGACGUGUAUAUCGAUAAGUGUUAUUUUAUAAAUAUUUCAGCUGACUUCUAAAUAUUUUGUUUGAUCGUUCGCCAAUUAUGAUAAUAUGCAUUAGAAAGACAUUGUUAUACCUUCAUUCUUUUCGGUCUACUUUGUUGUUAGAGUGUAUUGAUUUUUAAAUAGGCCAGCAUCACACUAGGCCAGGAUGGCCAGAUGGAUUUAAGAGUCGGUUCAUAUCUGAUGUAAAAUACGUCGAGCGUAUCAUCGGUUGCAAUAACGUAUCAUCUGUUGAGUGUGAACGGUCAAGUGUUUUUUUUAAUACAUUUGUCUGUUCUGGCGUUACGCGACGCAUGUCCCAUCAGAUAUGGUCGGUUCAAAGGAGUUAUAACUCCUUUCGAGUUUCGGGUGUCCAUGAGCCGAGCCCAUCGCUUAGUUACUCAAACCAUCACGUGAUGCGAUUGCUUGUUUGUCUCCUAUCCUAUAAAAAUAAUCCAGUACAAUGGUUUUUAUAUGUCCAUGUUUGUUUAUUCGUAGCCAUUGUUUGAUUGAGUCUGAGGUCAGCACUAAUUGAGUCUUAAUCACACUUGUUUGAAUGAUAUCUUAAGUGGAAGAAUGGCCACAUUAUACUUUUAUUAUGGGUUGUUAAUAAAACUCGUGGCCGUGUUUUUUCUAACAAUUAGGCCUUUUACCUAUUUCUGUCUUCUUUCUGUUUUUUUUAUGAGACUACUGAUUGGUCUUUUAUAGAAAAAUUGAGAUAUUUUUUCUAGAAAAAAACAACAGGCAUUUAAGAAUUUUUGAAAAAUAAAAUUCGAAUAAAAUGGAUGCAACUGGUUAGUCCGUGUACAUGAGUGCAAUUUUAUGAAAAUUUUCAUUAAAAUUUUCAUAUUUUUGUCUAUUGGGGUACUUAUUAUAAUCGACUUUAACUUUGGAACUUGUCUUUUAACCAUCUUCUCAGAAGGAGAAGUUUGUAUUGUCUCAUUUUUGUUGUAGAUUAUUAUUUUAACGUCUAUUUGGUCUUUUAACAAUAAUACUAUACAAAGACAAAUCAUAAUCAUCUCUGUACGUUGAUCUUAUUUAUAGUUAAGCGAUAGGUAAUAUUUAGUAUUUGUUCGCUAAUAAUUUUGGCUAAAAUAGGAAUCCUAUUUUCUAUGUCUGUUUGCUUGUAUCUAAGUUAAAUUGCUCAACUUUGAUAGGAUCGUUUAGUUUCUACGCUCAAGUGAUAUUGCUCAAUAAGAUUUUUUAAAUGUUUUGCUUUCCAUUCUGAUAUAUUUUUAAGCCUUUCUUUUUUCUUUCUUUUUUUCUUCUUUUCAUUAUUUUUACUAGCUUAUAAAAGGUUUACUGUUGGACAAAAACUUCUUGAAUGACACUAUACGUAUAAACAGAAUCUCAUAUUUUAAAAUAUUGUAUGAAAAGUUAAAUAUAGGUUCCCAGUCCAUAGAAUAUGGCUUCGUAAUCUAAUCUAGACCCGACUAAAAAGCAAACCUAAGGAUUUUAGAAGAUUGAAUAUUAUACUUUAUUAUUAGUGUCUUAAAGUGCAAAUUGAGUGCAUUCAGUUAGAUGAAAUUGAUAACCCCAUUUCAUGCGAUUUCUUGCUUUAUUCAGUUGCUUGUAAAGUUUAUUUUUAAAUGUCAGUGGUGUAACGGGUUUUCAUAAUAUGGUUUCUAGUAAAAUAUAAUAAGAAUUUAUUUCACGUUCAUCAUAUUUUCAACAGUCACAAAUAAGACAUAAGGUCUAUUUUAGUCCAAUAAACUUAUGUUCAGGCCUUUUGCAUAAAAAAUUGGUAAAAUUCUAUCUUGUAUAACCAAACUUUUUAGAGGCCAAAUGGCUUAAAACUAUGCCAGAGACUCUAGCGGGAAAAAAAAUCUUGAUUGUCCAUGAAUUUGAAACCAUGUUUGUUCUAGCAUUAAAUUUUAGCCAUAGAUAUUUUUGUAUUUUUGUAUGCUUUUUCAUUGUAAGGUUUUUUUUACUUUUUUAACACUAAAUAGCUUCUUAAUGUGCCUAGUUGUUAAAAUAGCCUUUUUAAUAAUAACUUUUGCUAUUUUUGUUUAUUUCAUUUCAUAUGUUAGUCUUUUUCUUAUCCGAACUAUGCAUUAUUUUUGCUUUUCUACGUUAUUUUUUUAUUUUUAUACGUCAGCUUACGAUAUGUGAAAUUAUAGGUUAUUUUUUGUACUUGUUAAUUAUAAGUUAUAAUUAAUUUAUAAUUUACACUUCUUAUAAGUUAGUAUAAGUGUCUCAUAAUUAUUAACUACUAUUUUGUAAAUACUCCUACUGUGAUUAUUUUUAUCGUAAUUUUUUGUAAAUAUUUUUUUUCUAAAUACAAGUGUAUUUUUUCA